Molecule: messenger RNA, 3421 nt
Organism: Notodromas monacha
Lineage: Eukaryota; Metazoa; Arthropoda; Ostracoda; Podocopida; Cyprididae
Source: the annotation of a GenBank genome assembly
AUGCAACACGACCCCGUCGUGGACAUGGAGCGCACUUCCAAGUCAAACCCUGGCCCAAAAUCCUCCACUUCCACCACCAAGUCCCUAGGCAGCAAUUCCCAACAAGAGCGGCAGAAAGAUCCCCAGCAGUUCGGGCGAAACCCCAGGAAGAACAAGCCAAAUCCGCAGAAGUAUCAGUCAUGUCACGAUAAGCGUCCACAAACCAGAGGAUAUACCUGCAACACGGAAACGUAUCGAGGAAAAACGGCGUAUGAAGCGAGUUCAGGUUACAGCGCCUUCUGCGACGAGAAGAAACAGAAGAAGGUGAACUUGAACCACUUGCUGAAUUUCACCUACCAAGCCGCAGCCCAGACUUCAAGCACGAGCAUUUCCCAUGGAAGGCGCCAUCAGCAUAAGACCUACUUACCGCGAUACAAUAAGGAAUUGUAUCUUCAAGCCACGUGUCAAUUCAUCGUCAAACAGACCGGCGAUUACACCAUACACUCCGUCGAUCCGGAUCAUCCCGUUGAAUGGGAUUUAAUCGAACAAGUGAGGUUGAACAGCCCUCAGGUGCCCAGCUGCCCGAUAUGCCUCUAUCCGCCAACGGCAGGAAAGAUCGCCAAGUGCGGCCACGUGUUUUGCUAUUCUUGCAUCCUUCACUAUUUGGCGUUGUCUGACAAACCAUGGCGCAAGUGUCCCAUCUGCUACGACCCAGUGGACCGUAACACGCUCCGCAGCCUGACCGCCGUCGGCUUGAAGGAGUACAAUGUCGGCGAUGAAAUUUGCCUCCGUCUCUUGCGUCGCGAGAAAAAUUCCGUCAAUAUUCAUCCAGUCGAAAACUACGGCGGAGAAACUGAUGCGCCUUGGACAAUUGAGACAGAUGCGCCGAGACAGAUGUAUGCGAAAGUGCUGACUGCUUCCCCGGAACAGGUGUUGGAAGGUAUUGUAUUGCCGGAGCAGGACGAACUGAUGAAACAAAUGGAGGACAAUAAGGAUGAGCCAGAAAAAUGUUUCAUUGAGGAAGCGUUGCAGUUGGUUGAGAAACGAAUCGAAGGAUUGAUUGCGGAGAAGAAUAUCUUCCUACCGCUAUUGAAGGAGAAUACUCGCAAAUCAAGUUCGGAACAAGCUGAAGUUUGGGAAUCCAUAGUCGUAUCUCCAGAGGUUGAAACUGUGGUUUACUCAUCUGCCUUUGAUGAAACGCUGGAGGAAGAUGGUGCGAAUAGGCAGAGGAAUAUCAGUGAGAGCAGUGCUGGGCUGGAUUCUAACCCAGAUUCAACCGUGACUGUUGAUGAUAUCGAAGCGCCAACGCCAAGAAAGGAUGAUAAAAUCUGUGCGCAGAGCGGUGCUCGUUCCAAGAUUCCGAAAACGACCCACUACUUCUAUCAAUGUGCCGAUGGUCAGAACGUGUACAUGCAUUCGGUUAAUAUCCAAAUGCUCAUUGAAGAAUACGGCUCUUUGGAGAACUGCCCGCCGGUCAUAAAAGUAAAAAUCGUAGAACUCGAACCAGCAACCAUGCACUCUGAUCUACGAGCAAAACUUCGCUAUCUGCAACACCUGCCCAUUUCCGCCCAAUUUCAAAUCGCGGAAGUGAAGCUGGGAAGGCUUGUUAGUCGGGAAACGUUUGACUUGUUCCGAGAAAAGUUGUACGAACGCGAAAAGCGUCGUGCGAAGCGGGCGAGGAGUGAGCGCCUGCGGGAGCAACGUAUUCGAAAUCAAGAGGCGCAGAGUUACGAGAGGAGCACUGGGUUCACGUACUCUAUGCACGAGUCCUUCUCCGAGCCGCUUUUGCCGCCGACCAAUUUUGACGAGGACUUCGCGCCGCUGCCGUCUGCCGAGUCGCCCGAGAAGUUCAUGGGGCGGCAGGCCGAAGCAGCCGCCCCUGAUGGACUCUCAUUCGCUGCUAUGUUGAAAGAAGGUAAGAAACAGCCUACGACUAAUGUUCCGACACUGGAAACGCCGAAGCCAAGUGGCAUUCUGACUCUGCGCCGACGUCCAGUCACCGGCUCUGACGAGGAUGAUGUAGACAUGCCGGCGCCUCUGUACAGAGAGUCCUUGGGAGACGCCAUUGCAAUUGCCAUGGAGCGAGCGAAUUUCCUGAAGAAACCUGUCGACGAGAAAGCUGAUGGUCGAAAGGCAGCAGAAGAAGGGAAGUCGAAGAAGAAGAAAAACAACAAAGGCGUGAUGCUGUUUCAAACCAGCAUGGCGAGAGGUUCUGGAAAGUAGUUUAUGCAGUUACACGAAAAUGGAUGUCACGCGUACUGAACAACAAUAGAAAAGAAGGAAAAAAUCCCGAAAGAGACACGAAAAUCGGGAUGUGUGUACGAGUAUGUAAGGAAUGGUUCAACGGGAAAUAACCGAAGCUUGAGGAAGGAAGAAAAAAAAAAGGAAGAAACGAAGACUUGGGUUGCGUGCUUGCUUCUUGUCUGUCCAUCAUUUGUUUGUGGCUCAACCUGGGAUUACAAUCCCGAACGCGCGUGUGCUUAGCGAUCGAUGUCGAAAACGCAAAGAACAUCCUGCGGUUGCUUCGGGAAAAUUGUUUUUUACACGGGUUGGGGAUCGCCUGUACUUGUUUUGGUGGCAUUUUUCUUGCUAGGAUUAAUAGCUCUUUUCCACCAUUACGACCUCUCUUAUAUUUUUGAUUUAUUUUUAAUGAGUAUAACUGUGAUAGGAACAAAAUUACCUCGUCCUGUGCGAUAUUCAUCAGUAUCCCUCCAUUCCUCUAGGAUUUUAAAAUUCGAACUUCAAUCUCUGAAUGAACUCGGCGCAGCAAAAUUGAAAGGGGCUGGUCGGAAGUUCUUGAUUAAAUUUUUUAUGCGAGCAUGAUCACGUUAGGCAUGCUUUUCACGUAAAUGUGCUUAUUUCUUCGGCGUCUGAAAAGCGCGGAGAAAAAAGCUUGAAAUAACUGGUAAUGGAAAUUAGGAAAACUUGUUUGAGGAAGGAACAUUUUUCAUGUUUCAUCGAGUUUCUAUGACCUCAAUGCUCUCACCGUAGUCCAUGAAAAUUAUUUCAUAAAGCAAAUUUGUAUCUAAACCUGCGUAGUUUAUUCUGGAAAAAAUUUCUUUAUUUCUUGCUUCUCUUGUGAGAAUUAGUUAAGUUUCAAUUUACUCUCGAGAGGUCGUCUUAGCGGAUAAGAAACAAGUUUUAAUCCUCCUAUCUGACUUAGUCCCUCCAGUGUGGGAGGUGAAACCGUGGUGACGCGUUUUAUGACGGGGUUGUUGGUUGCUUUUUAUGCCGCGACUGAGGCUUCCGAUGGAUUUUGCGGGCCUUGGGGAAGCCGAACAUGCUCAUUUUUGCUCCUCGGCAUGAUGAUUGGUUCCGGUUGGUAGUUAGCUAUUUUUCCGUUCCGGUUUUUGAGUUUCUCUGGACCCCUUGCGGUAUGGUGUAUUACUAUCGCGGUGGAAGAGAAAGAGAGAAAAAAAAGAGAAAAUGAUGAGAGCGUUGA